Varanus komodoensis (Komodo dragon) is the source of this 2231-nucleotide messenger RNA. RefSeq names its product sialic acid-binding Ig-like lectin 12. Bases 99 to 1385 code for a protein of 428 amino acids. Lineage: Eukaryota; Metazoa; Chordata; Lepidosauria; Squamata; Varanidae. The record is from RefSeq and is a predicted model, not a curated record. The transcript is spliced from 8 exons.
CAGCACAUUCAAUUUGGGGAGGCCAUUGCAAAGAGGAUCCCGCGGGGCUGGAGAAAGAAUCACUGAAGUCCAGGGAGGAGGAGAGGCGGGAAGGGAAGAUGGGCCGGUCCCUCGGCGUCCUGAUGCUUGGCCUGGCUUCGGCAUGCCUGCUCUGGGAGGGUGCACAAUGCCUGUUACGGAAUUACUGGCUGACGGCCCCUCCUGCUGUCUCCGUGCCGCUGGGACUCUGUGUCAUCAUCCCCUGCAAUUUCACCUAUGAACAAAGGCAUGCGGACAGAGAUGCCCCUUUGUAUGGCUAUUGGUUUGAAGCAGAAAGUGUUUACACAGGGGCUCCGGUGGCCACCAACAAUCCAAGGAAAACAGUUCAAAGCUACACGAGGAAUCGCUUUACUCUCUCGGAACAUCUGGACCAAGGUGACUGUUCGCUCACCAUCAAGAAUGCCAGGAAAACUGAUCGAAAGCAGUACAUUUUCAGAGUGGAGAGAGAGCCUCGUGCAAAAUUCACUUACAGUUUUUAUGCCGUGCCCUAUGUGAAUGUAACAGAACUGGGAAAGCCAGAAAUACAGAUUCCAAGAGAGCUUCGGGCAGGCCAGCCGGUAAAUAUCACGUGCACAGCCCCAGCAAGUUGUCCUCCAAUGUCCCCAAACAUGACCUGGGAAGGCAUCUCUGAAGCAUCCACCUCUGGGAUCUCUGCCAUGCUGCCAAGUGGCUCCGACAUUUAUAGGACUGUGUUCAACUUCAGACUGUCAGCGGCAGACCACGGCAAGCUUCUCACGUGCAGCGUCAGCUACGGGAAGGGGCCCGAGGCAACGCAAACGGCAGAAAUAGUCCUGCUGAAUGUCCACUACCCGCCCCAGACGCCCCAGUUCAGCGGGGAACUCAUACGCGCGAACAGAAAUCUGCAGAACUUUUCCGGUGUGACCCAGAUUAGUGCACAGAGGGGUGACUCUGUGGUGCUACGGUGUGAGGUGGAGGGCAACCCCGUGCCCAGCGUGACUUGGGUGAGGGGCCCACAGCCCCCCCAGACACUCCAGCUGGUCUCCUCAGAGAACGAACUGAAGCUUUCCAGCCUGACACAGCAGCACGAGGGCAAAUAUGAAUGCCGGGCCCAGAACAGCGAAGGCUCCAGCAAGGCAACCUUCCUGCUCUCCACAACAGCCCCUGCGGAGUCUGGGAAUCUGAGCACAUUCAUUCCUCUAGUGCUUGUCAUGUGCCUGGUCAAGGCUGUGCUUCUCUUCUUCUGUUUCUUUGCUUUCCGGCUUUUGGACCAGAAGAAAGCUGCAUCUGGAAAGAGCAAAACGAAGAGCAGGGAGGCGGCAACAGCACAGGCAGCCCAAGCGGUCGAGAAGCAAGCGGAAGCAGCAGUGCCGUCAGCACAUGUGUGAACUGUCCCGACUGUGGGCCGGUGGGGCACUUCUCUGGGGGCACGGGACCUCCUUGUUUGGCAGUAGCAGCUGGUGGAGCAGGUCCCGUGAGCUGGGAAAGAUCCUGAGUGGCCCCAAGGGAGUUCCUGUUUCCUCUCUUCCCACUGGAGCAGAAGUUGGCGAGGGGGAGGUGAUUGUGGCCAUGUUGGGCAGGGUGGGAUGUCUUUCUUAGACGUCCAUGGACGACUGUUCAGAAGUUGCAGCUUGUGCGAAAUGUGGCAGCCAAAUUAAGACUAGGGACCUAAUGGCCUCAACACACAGUACCAGUUUGGAUCUACUUGUGUUCAUCCCUGUUAAACCUAAGCCUCAUUCAAGGUGCUGGUUUUCAACCUAUGAGACUCUAUCUAAUGUUGGGCUGUAAUACCUGACAGAACACCUCUCCCAACCUGAAAGGGAGACCUUACUCUGAAUGCUCCUCCAGGGGAGUCCUGGGAGAGUCGCCACAAGGCAAUGGAGCUUCUCAGUGCUGGCCCCUCAAUGAUGGGGUUGUCCCCCCAGUGAGGCCUCCCUGGCACCAUCUUUGUCAGUAUUUUGGCACCAGCUUAAGACUGACCAUGUCUCCCAAGCAUCUAAUGGCAUCAGUGAUAUUCAGUGGCAUCAUGGGGUCAUCUGUGCCCCCUGUUGAACAGGUCUACCACGUACUGAAAUGUUAGCUGUCGUUUUUAUUUUUCUUUACAUUUUGUACAUUGAAAAAUUCCAUGCAGUGUUUUACUGUAUUUAUGGUCUGUGUUUCUGCGUGUUGUGAACUGCCAAGAGAGCUUCAAGUAUUGGGUGGAACUGAACUGAACAAUGAAAUGCAUAAUAUAA